AAAAGAAACUGCCUUUGAACUCGCGGGUCGACAAUACCAGUCGUCCUUUUUUCAAGCCCACGCUCCUUCCUUUGAACCCCUUCCUUUCUCUAGCACAUCAACAGAUAUCUAUUGAAACCAUCGAUUAAAGUAUGCAAUAAGAGAGAUUACCAAAGAUUGCAAAAGACUGGCAUUUUGUACACUUUUGAUUGGAAGCUUUCUUGUCACAACUUUUCUCUCCUGGUACACCUCUAAGAAUGUGUGGUCUGCCAACGCGCUGAUGUGUACGCAAUGGGAACUCCGAAUCAUCUUUUACGAUUGCUAACUAUCUUCGCCCUUUCCCUUUGAUCGAUUACAGAGAGUCUUGAAAUUCACUGUUUGGGUUUAUCCCUUAGCAGUGGCUUGAGGCUCCACCCAGCGCAGUUCUUCGCUCGCACCUUUUCUCGUCGAAGUCACAGGACUGAAUCGUGAAGAACGCUUUUUUUUACCCACGAUACAUUUGUACCCUCCACGAAUCCUGUCAUGGUAGCUACGACUUCUACUGAUGUAACCAUGUCCGUCAAUGUGCGACUCUGUGGGAGCAUUCCUCGCCGCGACAUGAAAUUGUUCGGAGAUGGAGCACCUGUCUCCCGAUUAGCGAGUUUGACGUCAUCCUGUAACCGCCUAAAUAUUGGCUCUUUGGCGGCAACUAACGGUUGUAAGAACGAGGACUCAACGCUUUCCACGACUUCGACUUUCAAUGGAAGCGAUCACACUUCUCUUUCACCUCUCAAUGAACACCCCAACAUGAGGGGGAUUCUGACGGAACACCAGGCAUUGACUCCCUUGUUUGAACCUCCUUCAUGGGCAGUCCCGGCGAAGGGUGAAGCCCAUCUUGAGCCCGUCUGCGAAGCACUCGGACGUCAAACAGCUGUUGACCUGACUACACAAAAUGCUUAUCGAGUUGGACGGUCACCCAAUUGCGAUGUGCAACUUAUGCACGGAACCUCGUCACGCCGACACGCUAUGCUCUUUCACCAUUCGAACGGCUCGUGCUACGUUGUUGACUGCGGAAGUGCGCACGGAACCUUUAUUAAUGGUCGUCGUAUCUCAUCUCCGGGAUGUGGUGGUAUGGUUGUCCCGCACAAGGUCCGUCGCGGAGCGAUUAUUCGCUUCGGUGGCCCAGGCGCUCCAUGCUUCGUGUUGAAGUCUUUUUCUUUUUGCUUAUCCGAUGUUGCUGAGGGCACGACGUCCACACCAGAUAUGGGGGAACUGGUCCGGCGUAACACUCGAUUCAACGCCCUUGGGAAAGCGGCAGCUGAAUCUGUCAAAACUGCUGAUGUCUUCAGGACUUCGACUUUUCUCUACCGAAAGCGAUCGUUUGAUAGUCUUGCCAGCUCAGCGACAUUAGACGAAGAAGAACCUUCGGUAAAGCGCCUGCGUUGCACGUCUCCGCCGCCUUCUCCUGAUUCUCCCUUGCUUCGACUUAUUUCGCCCGAUAUGCCCUCUAUGCUCGUUAGCAAACCUCGCCGUGUUCAUUUUUCCACCGCGAAACCACUGGUCUUUUUUCCGGCACUGGUCACUCCCGGAGAAGUCUCUAGCGAGGAGGAAGACAACGACGAUUGCUGAACUUUUUCAAUUCGAUUUGGCAAGUUUUAUUAAUUUAGCUCUUUUUCCCUCCCUUUCUUGAAAUCCCAAAAAAAACCACUCUGUAAACACCUUAAUAAAACGGGCAAAUCGAUUGAUGCAUUUUAGAACGG
Messenger RNA from Phaeodactylum tricornutum CCAP 1055/1, 1718 nucleotides. RefSeq lists its product with no specific name. Gene Ontology annotation, molecular function: protein binding; mRNA binding. The record is from RefSeq and is a predicted model, not a curated record. The coding region runs from base 502 to 1587 and encodes 361 amino acids. The transcript has 3 exons. Lineage: Eukaryota; Bacillariophyta; Bacillariophyceae; Surirellales; Neidiaceae.